AGGAGCUCGAACAGUAGUCAGUAUAUCUGAUGAGUGACCUGAAGCCCAGCUGUAGGUUUUGUCCCGUUUGCGUCCUUGUGUCUAUUGUUUAAAGUGUUUUAUCAGGUAUCUACACAUAAAGGGGUAUGACGUCAACAGCGGGUCCAGUCAGUAGAAAGACCUCAUCAUCUCCUCCCAUCUCUCGCCUCUCCAGCUCGUCCUUACACAUCUGAGGAGUACUUACCUUUUCGAUUGCAUUGCGCUUUUCGGGACUUGCGCCAUGGGGGGAUUAGACGCACUCCGGCAGUUUAAUUUGCUCAAAUGGCUCAGAGAGGAGAGACAAUCGAGGAAACUGAUUCUCUUCAUUGUUUUUGUCGCUCUGCUUCUGGACAACAUGCUGCUGACGGUGGUCGUUCCCAUCAUUCCCAGCUACCUGUACACUCUGGAUGAGUCGACAGACGUGCUUAAGAACAACACGGCACCGAAGCAGGAUUCUCCAGCAUCCUUCCAAAGCAUUGUGUCCUUAUACGAUAACACUGUUAGGUUGUCUGGGUUCAACACCACAGCUAGGACUACUGACCUGCUCCCUCUGACCCCUACUGGUACACAGCUCCCACCAAACUCAACCGACUGCCCCCGGUCCACCAACAAGCUGAUUAAUGAAAAUGUCAAAGUAGGAAUGCUGUUUGCUUCCAAGGCCACCGUGCAACUGAUUACCAACCCGUUUGUAGGGCCAAUCACAAACAGGAUAGGUUACCAGCUUCCCAUAUUUGCUGGCUUCUGUAUAAUGUUCAUCUCUACUAUCAUGUUUGCCUUCUCAUCGAGCUACGCUCUGCUGUUUCUGGCCAGAUCGCUUCAAGGCGUGGGUUCGUCCUGCUCAUCUGUGGCCGGGAUGGGAAUGCUCGCCAGUGUGUACACAGAUGAUGAGGAGAGAGGUCAUGCCAUUGGCAUUGCCUUGGGAGGUUUGGCAUUAGGAGUGUUAGUUGGACCCCCAUUUGGCAGCGUGAUGUAUGAGUUUGUUGGGAAGACAGCUCCUUUCCUUAUUUUGGCAUUCUUGGCUAUGUUUGAUGGAGCUCUGCAGCUUUUUAUUCUUCAGCCCACCAAGGUGACACCAGAGAGUCAGAAGGGAACCCCACUGCUGACACUGAUGAAGGAUCCAUAUAUAAUAAUAGCAGCAGGUGCCAUUUGUUUUGGAAAUAUGGCUAUUGGCAUGAUGGAGCCAACUGUGCCAAUCUGGAUGAUGGAGACCAUGUGUGCCAGGAAAUGGCAGCUCGGCGUUGCUUUCUUACCAGCAUCCAUCUCCUACCUUAUUGGAACCAACAUCUUUGGCACGUUUGCACACAAAAUGGGGAGAUGGCUUUGUGCUCUUAUUGGAAUGGUUGUGGUUGGGAUCAGUGUAAUAUGUGUUCCCUUUGCUAGAGACAUCUAUGGUCUGAUUCUUCCUAACUUUGGUGUUGGUUUUGCCAUUGGCAUGGUGGAUUCCUCUAUGAUGCCUAUAAUGGGUUACUUGGUGGACCUGCGGCACGUGUCUGUUUAUGGAAGUGUGUAUGCGAUUGCUGAUGUAGCUUUCUGCUUGGGAUUUGCAAUAGGUCCAUCUAUUGGAGGUUCCAUUGCUGAAAGUAUUGGCUUCCCUUGGCUGAUGACCAUCAUUGGAAUAGUGGAUAUAAUAUUUGCUCCUCUCUGCAUCUUUCUGAGGAACCCACCAGGACAAGAAGAGAAAAUUGCGAUUUUAAUGGACACAAACUGUUCAAUGAAGACGAGAUCCUACUCUACUCAGGGGGCAUACUACCAGGGUGAAGACAUGGAUCCAGAAUAUGACGAUUAUGAUUAACAGGACCCCAGCCGUGCAGGGUAACCCUUCAGAGGAUCUAUUUUGUUGUACAAAAAGAAGGAAUAGAAGAAAAUCACAGCAAAUGAAACAAAACAGCCAAGAUAUUUCAACGUGAAUGUCCUGCAUUCAAUCGUCACUGUUCACUGUCUUCUUAGCAGUUGUACUGGAGCAAACCAAAGUUGUCCUUUAUCUGUGGUCUCAAGCGCAUUGUGUUGCACGUAUUUUGUUUAGCCAACAGCCUUAUUCGAUGGCAGCAAAACACCUUUUAGGUGCAGUUUGCUGAGCUGUCUUUAUCCAUGUACUGGACAUUCAGUUUUAACAUAACAGCCCUGGGUAUUAGUGUCAGAUUUAGGUGUGUAACUUGGUAUUAAAAAUGGGGAUUUGUGCGAUAAGUCGAGUUUGUCAAAAUGCAGGAAGAUUUGUCAGACGAUUUCUUUUGAUAUUUCCAUGAAAGGCCUCCCCCCGCACCGCUGCUGUAGAUGACCUGUGUUAGGAAGUUAACACACUUAUAAAGAGAUGAGGAAUGUAUUCUUAAACACAUUAUCAAUACAUGUUUAUCCUUCUAGCAAGAACAGAGACUGUAUGUUUUUAGGAUCUCUGAAACUUUCAAUGAUAAAAGUCAAUUAGAAUAAAGCCCAUGUCCAGAUUACACCAGUGCUACCAGGAUAUACCACAGCUUAGUCACACGCAUACUUUAGCACAACAGCAUGGACUCGGUAUUACCGAAGAUACUUUAUGUGACUUUUUCGUGCGCCCCCUUGGUCGGCUUACUAAUAGAAAUAAACAUGUUACAAAAAAGUCUUUACAACUAUUUUCCUCAUUCACAACAAAUGUAUGAGGUACUUUUUAAAUAAUGUACACAUUAAGGGGUGUGAAUGCUUUGAUGAUAGGCGACCCAACACAGGUCCUGUUUAUGCUGCUGGUGAAGCAUUUGUCUGCUAUGAGGGAAACCAGUCUCCGGGUUCUGCACGACCUUCAAAGCCUAUUAAACAGUUUAUAUGGUUUAUGGAUGCAACUUACUAACCACUCUAGCUAGCACUGAUUUCACUCAUAUGGACAAAAGUACUGUGUUGCUGACACAUUCCCCCUGCAUGCUGUGCUCAGCCAUGGAAACCAGUUACUGAGUCAGCAGUGUUGUUGAUUUUUACACAGUAGCAUUCAGUGACCCCCGACUGCAACUUUACCUGUUACACUGUGGCUGAGCUGCUGUAACCAUAGCAACUCUUAACUCUGGAGGGGAGACGUUUGAGUUUAUACACCUGUGGCAUUGUCACUGAAAACACCUGGAUUCCAAUACUUUUGUCCAUAUGGCUCCAAAACAGCAAACCUCUACGUGUGAGUGGGGAAAAUAACAAUGGCAUCAUGAAGACUGUGUCCAUAUGUGGACAGUUUGCUGUAGGCAGAAGAGCAGAGUUGUAAGAAGACACAUUGGACCUUUAUGCUUUCUAUUGCCUCAAAACUCCCAGUGCAGUUUCAUACUGAUUAAUAAAUCAGUUGUGUCUGCAACAAAAGAUUUGGACUAAUUACUGUUGCUUUAAAUUGCAACAUGUUGCAGUCUGACUGGCAUCUGAGAAGUGCUGGUUAUAUGUCAUAGUUUUGGCACACGAAGAGCACCAACGUCCGUUUGGACACAGUUUGGUUUGUAAUGUUAACUGGACUCAGGUCUGGGCUCCUUCUAAUGUACUGGCUCAGUGCAUACUGGGACUCUGAGCUGAAUCACUUCAUAAACACUGACACAAUCCUGACUUUAACCAUAAGCUCUUCUCUUUCUAAAAUAGUGUAAAAAUGCAUAAUUGCAAGACUUUGUUGGGCGCAGAGUUUUAUGUGUACUGGAAUAUAUUUAUUAGAACUAAAAUUCAAAACACACAGAAGGAAACUGAUUUAAAAUAAAACUUUAAUUCAUUCAUUUCUGAAGGGAACCAGAUGAAGCAUACAGAUCCUACAGCAUGCAGUUUCUGCACUGAUUUUUAUUGUGGCCAAUAGUGGAAGCAGCAGCAUUUUGAUUGACAGUUAGAAGCGUGUAACCAGCUGUGGUUGAGUCUGGGGAGGGUUGUUUCCUGGUGACCUCGCCGUGAGCCUUUCUGAGCCAUCAUUAAUGUUGUUUCUUUCAUCUGCGCGUCCUGUGCUGUGUCAAAAUAUCUGUUAUGGAAAAGACAAGAAGUCUGUGUUGAGAAGCUGUAUCUGUUUAGUACAAUCACAACGAGCUCCACCAGAGUGGAGGAGUAGGUCAACAUACUAGAGAACAUGUUUAUUGUUGGUUUUGCUAUGUUAGAAUGUGGAGCUGGUAGCAGCUGUGUGCUAUCCUGUUAACCUAAAAACACUUGUGGUUGCAGCGAUGUGUGGGGCUUCCUCCUGCAUUAUUAAAACCUGGAUUCUGUCGGCUUGUAUGUAUGAAGUGCAUCUGCAACAAGAACUAGCAAAUACAAGCAUCCAUGAGUGAGGAUUGUAAGAUUGUAAGCAGAGCUUCAUGUGUAGCAGUGACAAUGACAGCGUGAGUCAAGAGGGCGUGGCCACAUUUAAAUCAGGUACAGAAUGACGCAGUGUGACUGGACGUCACUCAUAAUCAUCAUUCGUUUAUAGGUGACCCCAGAAACAUCUGAGUUUGUAAUGAUAAUAAUGAAUCAUUAAUUAAAUUGCUUGAUAGAAAAUAAAAACACAUGCACAGGGUCAAUUCAAGUCAAAUUUAUUUGUAUGGCACUAUUUAGACAUGAGGUAAAUCAGAGCGCGUUCACAGAGGGAAGGAAAGUUUAAAACAUACAAUAGUGUGUAUGAUGUGCAAGCUGUGUCGAGUACACAGCUUGCACAUCAUACACACUAUAACUGGUCAAGAGCUACUUUCAGCUGCUGAUGCACAACGGAUGGACCGUUCGAUCUGACGCAGACAGAGUCUUGCCAGUGACAGGUAUCCCCUCACACUCUUGAACCUCGAUGUGUUAACCACUACACUAUGGAGCCAUGGUAUGAAUGUUAUAUUAAAAGUGCAGAACUGGACUGACCUUCUGUUACAAGCUUAAUUCAUUCCAACUGAAAGCAAAAACAGAGAAAUGUCUGUAUGAUGACAGUGUAGCUGACCUUACAGGAUAACUAGCUUGUGCAACAAAUGAUUAUUGAAUGCUAGCUUGAUUCAGUGCAGUUUUUGGCUCUGCCCCGUAAGCUUUGAACCAUCAUGAGAUUAUGUCUUAAGAUCGAUGACAGAUCAUUUUUUGGUUUUUUGUAGUAUAGCGCUGUUUGUCAAAAUGUUUGUAAACCUACAAACUAAUUAGUUGUUAUAUUUUCUUAAAAAAGGUUUCUGUAAUGUUUCUGGUGUUUAUAAUGUACUGAAUCUUGUGCCAUAUGGUUUUUCUUUUUCCUCUUUCUGAUGAACUGUGAAAACCUGUACUAGAUUUAAGCAAGAGUAAAACACUACCAUUAAUAUAAAGUAAACUAUCUAGACUUGUUUAUCCAGAACGGGACUCGCUGGACUGAGCAGGGAUCAACACGCCCGACACUCCUCUCUGAAUUCUAACGACCAAUCUACGAGUCGUUUCUGGGUAUUUUUGUGCACGUUUUGUGGUUUUGGUCAGAAUCUAUUGAAAAUAUGUCACUCUGUCAGUCUUAUAUGUAUUUGACUGGAUUGUUUUUCAUACUUGUGGGAACACCAUAUGCUCUAUUAAAUGUUGUAUACUGUGAAAAAGCAGUUUUCUCCGUAGAGAUGACACCUCUAAAUAUCUGGACAGCAGGAUUUUCUGCACAAUUAACCUUUGGUGAAUUUAAAACACUGAGCAUUCAGACCAAAUGUUGGUCUAGCUGAGGCUUCAUAUCAUCCCCAUGAUACCUCAGAAUGUACACAAAAAUAACAUGCGUGUGGCUAACAUGUAGCACUUUAACAGGUCCCAGAAACCCUCAUGUUGAUUAGUCGUGCCGAGCGCUUGAAGACAGCAGAUGGGUUGUCAUGACGGGGGAAUGUGGGAGCAGACACUCUGUAAUCAGGCUGUCCAUCUCAACACUGGCCUUCAAUUACUUUGCAGAUGCUCACACGAUACCUCCUUUCCCUCUUCACUGAAGCCUGAAACACUUGUUCUUGCAGCAGUGUAGGUGAACCAGAGCUUUCUAUGUAAGAUUACAUUUCUGUGUGCAAUUAUUUUACCAAUUAAUUUCACAAUUUGUGAAGGGGGCGGGGCUAUGGCCUUACAAAUGGUACACUACACAGCCUUCAAUGAGCAGCUGGGGACAUGCUAUUAAAGAUCAUCAUUCAGUGACACUAGCAGUGGUGCUGUCUCUGCUGUGAUGAUUAUCAUUUUCAAUGAUAAUGCAAAA
Pelmatolapia mariae (spotted tilapia) is the source of this 6106-nucleotide messenger RNA. It is a transcript of the gene slc18a2, whose product is annotated as solute carrier family 18 member 2. The coding region runs from base 260 to 1810 and encodes 516 amino acids. Gene Ontology annotation, biological process: transmembrane transport; xenobiotic transport; aminergic neurotransmitter loading into synaptic vesicle. The transcript has 16 exons. The record is from RefSeq and is a predicted model, not a curated record. Gene Ontology annotation, cellular component: terminal bouton; synaptic vesicle membrane. Gene Ontology annotation, molecular function: xenobiotic transmembrane transporter activity; serotonin:sodium:chloride symporter activity. NCBI's taxonomy places the organism in Eukaryota, Metazoa, Chordata, Actinopteri, Cichliformes, Cichlidae.